CCAAACGCCGGAAAUGCAAAAGCUGCUUCGCAGAUAUGGAAAUGAAAUGGUACUACUCGACUCAACCUAUAAAACAUCUAGGUUUGCAUUGCCGCUAUUUUUCAUUGCGGUGUGUCGACCACCAGGUUGUUGCUGCGUUUAUCACUGAAAAUGAAAGUACGGCAAUGAUUACGGAGGCAAUUGGAAUGAUUAAAAAUGCAAACCCAGAGUGGAGCCCAGCCAACUACAUGACCGACAAUGAUGAGAAAGAGAUCGGUGCUAUGGAAUUUCAUUUUCCAGAUUCAAGAGGCCUUAUAUGCGAUUUCCAUCGCGUUCAAGCAUGGAUGAGGUGGCUAAAACAAUCGAAAAAUGCCAUAUCCAACAAGUCCGAGGCACUUAAAUGCAUGCAAGGUCUGGCGGAUGCCAACACAGAGGACGAGUUUGCCAUAAGACUUAAGAAUCUUCGUGAAUCAAGUUUAUGGGCCUCAACAGGAUCAUACUUGGAUAAUCACUGGCUACCAAUGCAAGAGAAAUUUGGACCAGUACUGCCGUAUUGGCCAUUUGAUGGUUGGUGUGCACACCAACAAUGGCAUCGAGCGACUUCAUGGGACGUUAAAGCACAGUGCUUGAAGGGAAACUCCAAAAUGACUCUAACCAGCACGGUCCGCGUUCUUGUGCCGGAAAAGUAUCAAAGGUGAGAAAAAUUAUGUUUUACAUGUCACUUCUUAAAGAUUGAUUCAAACAUGUAUUAAGAUGCCAUGAGAUGCAAUGUUUUGGAGUAUAGCUUCUCCGAGUUCGAGUCUAUUUCCUAACGCCAAUAAUAUCAGCGACGAACCCGGAGUAAUUUUUUCUACGACCCUUGUUCCUAGGUCAUUCCACAUCUAUAACUCUUCUAUAACUCAAACAUCAAAUUAAGAAAAAAGCUUACAAAUUGUCCAACAUAGAUGAAUCGCCAUAACGACCACUCUAAUAAGAUGCCCAAUAACAAUAUGCUAUAACGUUUAUUUGUUUCUGUUCGUCAUGUAUAGUUUACAAUUUAUUCGUAGCUUAAUAAAGUUGUGUUUAAUUAUGGCUAUGUGGAGGAAAAUCUUAAGCUGACUGGUACCUACAAGCAGUAUGCACCGGAAAUCCCACAAUUUCUUCACAGACGCCCCAAGAAGUUCAUUGAACAUUGUAUGGACAGGAUUGGCACAGCAAAGCUCUGCGAGCCCCACAGUGACAUGGUGCAACUUGGCGAUGACACUACCUAUCCAAGAUGCAGCUGCAAGGACUUCACGAGAACUCUUAUUACCAUGCAAACACAUCUUUGGUCGCAUUAUGUUUGGUGGCACUUUCAAAUGGGAGAUGUUGUCCUUAAAAUACAGGAAUUCUCCAUUCUUCACGGCAGAUAAAGAAGUGAAUGGUAAAAAGGAGGCCUGUCAGUUCACCGCUGUAAAUGAUCGCGAUAGAGAAGACAUGGUUGCCGAUCUAGAUACGUCCGUCGGUUCCUGCGAGACAAUACCAGAUACUGUGGCAAAAGGGAAACAACGUGUGGCAUCACUAAAAAAAAAGUGGAGAGAGCAGUUGAAAUUGCUGAAAUCGAAGUCUUUCUUGUGCACAGAUUCAUCAAGCUUAGCCUCAAGUAUUCAACAAAUAGAGCGCAUAAGCGAAAAUAUUCCGCCCCUUCUCGGAUCGUCCGAACUACCACAAUUAAGAAAAACACCAAGGUCAUUGAAGCUUAGGCGAAAAAAAAGAACGUGCGAUUUUAUUUUGACACUCAGAGUUGCCUCAGAGAUAUCAACAUACACAGUUAUUGUGGAAGAUCACAUAAUCUGCGAGGACACAAUUGAAGAGACCGCUUCAAAAACAAUUACAACAAAUACACCUACUAUUGAAAUAGAAUCAAUUUACAAGUUAUGGAAAUUGCCUCGGGAUUGUGACGUCCAAGUUACCAAGGUGUUCGGUUCAACUGUCACAGAUACCGACAUACGAUCGCUAAAGGAAGCUGGCUGGUUAACCAACAACGCCAUGGAUACUUACCUGAAGCUUCUUGUCCACGAAGUGUCCGAUCUGGGCGCAGGAAAAAUCAUGCUCUUGGUCGGCUCCACCAUGGAAACUCUUAUACGAGGUUCCAAGAAUCACAGACCAAUUUACGCGGUGCUCGAUUUAGAGAAAAAAGUAGUUUUCUUCUACAAUCCGAUGGCGGAGGCAGAAGCCAUUGAGAUCGAUUCAAUCAGGCUAGCUUUGUGUUCGCGAAAUGCCAUUUGAAAGGGACAUUCAAAGAGAUGGAAACCAUCACAAGCCAGCAUCUGGCUGCUACAAGACUCUCUAUAGCCACGAAGUUGCUGACCUUCAAACCAGCACUGCCAUGCACAAUCGAGGAGGCGAAAGUUCUUCCAGAGAAAAGGUUGAAACGAAAG
This is a messenger RNA of Dreissena polymorpha, 2378 nucleotides long. RefSeq lists its product as uncharacterized. The record is from RefSeq and is a predicted model, not a curated record. The transcript has 14 exons. Lineage: Eukaryota; Metazoa; Mollusca; Bivalvia; Myida; Dreissenidae. Bases 1096 to 2226 code for a protein of 376 amino acids.